CUCCGACAAGUAGGCAGCCAGACGAAUCAGAUCAGAAAACGCGCACCAAAGAAUCAAAUCAAAUCAAAUCAAAUCACAACAAAUUAAUCAUCUGCAGACCAAAAGUGAUCAUGCAAUUUAGCGGAUGCCUGGCCAUGGUGCUCCUGGCUACCAUAGCCUUAUCUACGCCUAUGCCCAUGGCCAAUGAGGAUGAGCUCGUGGCUCUGGACUCUGUGGAGCAGGUCGAACAGCCGCAGGAUAUGCGGCAUAUCUUGAAAAUAGCGCCCAAACAGGCGGACACCGAGUUGGUUGAGGAUCGAACUGGCGUCUACGAUACCAUAGUCGAGCAGCUGCGCGCCGCCGGCGUACAAACGUCGGAACAGAAGCCAUUGCAAACGCUCAGCUACAAGGAGCUAACUCGUCUGCUGGCUCUUUGGCACAUGACGCAGGGCCGCAACUACUACGAAGCCGAAGGAAAACAUGCCCGUGGUGCGGAACAGUUCGUAGCAGCAGCUACAACACGGCCCAUCGCAAGCUAGGCCACCGAUUCAUCUAUUUUGUAUGUUAUUUAUGACGAACUUUAUUACCAAGCUGUAUCCUUUGUUCAUGUAAAAUGCGUUGCAC
This is a messenger RNA of Drosophila novamexicana, 603 nucleotides long. RefSeq lists its product as uncharacterized. The coding region runs from base 111 to 518 and encodes 135 amino acids. The record is from RefSeq and is a predicted model, not a curated record. Lineage: Eukaryota; Metazoa; Arthropoda; Insecta; Diptera; Drosophilidae. The transcript has a single exon.